UUGCGCCGUUUAGAACGGGAGGACGAUAUGGAAACAUGCGCCUCCCCUCCUAGUCUGAAAGGUCGCUACUUCUGGUAUGUGCGAGAGGAAGAGUUUGUGUGUGAACCACCGUUAAUUACCCAACAUACCCAUAAGCUUUUGGUCCUGGAGGGACAGACGGCCAGUUUACGCUGCAAGGCAGUGGGAGACCCUAUGCCUCUCAUACACUGGGUUGCUCCAGAUGACCGACUAAUUAGUAACUCAUCCAGGGCUAUAGUGUAUGAAAAUGGUACUUUAGACAUUAUGGUCACCACCUCUAAGGAUUAUGGGACAUUUACUUGCAUUGCUGCAAACGCAGCAGGAGAAUCAACAGCCUCAAUUGAGCUCUCCAUCAUCCAACUCCCCCACCUAAGCAAUGGAACUAACCGCACAUCUCAGCCAAAGUCCAGGCUGUCUGACAUCACCAGCUCCACUAAAACUAGUAAAGGGGAGACCAAAGCCCAACCAGAACAGGUAGUGUCAGUGUCAGAGGUCACUGCAGUCUCUGCUCUGAUCAAGUGGACAGUAAGCAAAGUGGCACCCAAAGUCAAAAUGUACCAGCUCCAAUACAACUGUUCAGAGGAUGAUGUCCUGAUUUAUAGGAUGAUUCCGGUGAUCAGCAAAUCCUUCUUGGUCAACAACCUGAUGCCAGGGAUGCAGUAUGACCUAUGCGUGUUGGCCAUCUGGGAAGACACCGCUACCACACUCACUGCGACGAACAUAGUGGGUUGUGUGCAGUUUGAGACACGUGACGAGUAUCCCCGCUGCCAGUCACUGCACAGUCAGUUUUUAGGAGGAACCAUGAUCUUGGUGAUUGGUGGAGUGAUCGUAGCCACUUUGUUGGUCUUUAUCGUCAUCCUUAUGGUACGCUAUAAAGUAAACAGUGGCUUGCAGGUUGCAAAGUUGGUGACGGUGAGCAAUACCUACUCCCAGACCAAUGGGAGACCACAGGCUACACAGCGACUAAACAAUGGCGCUCCUACACCGCAGGCUCCAAAGACUGUAGUGGACCUAGACCUCUCCUACAACAACCUGCGAGGCAUACCCUGGGAGGCCGUUCGGAAAAUGCUCAACCUACACCAGCUGAGUCUGGACCACAACCUCAUCAGCCACAUCGCUGAAGGCACUUUUAUUGAUCUUGAAAAGCUGGCAAGGCUGGAUCUUACAUCAAACCGUCUCCAGAAGCUUCCGCCAGAUCCAAUCUUUGCUCGGUCACAGAUCAGCAGCGUUCUUAGUACACCGUUUGCCCCGGUCUUGUCUCUCAGCUUUGGCGGGAAUCCUCUUCACUGUAACU
Sinocyclocheilus grahami is the source of this 1312-nucleotide messenger RNA. Its product is annotated as leucine-rich repeat and fibronectin type-III domain-containing protein 2-like. Gene Ontology annotation, molecular function: protein binding. The transcript has 3 exons. The annotation marks the transcript as partial. Gene Ontology annotation, cellular component: cell surface; postsynaptic density membrane. The record is from RefSeq and is a predicted model, not a curated record. NCBI's taxonomy places the organism in Eukaryota, Metazoa, Chordata, Actinopteri, Cypriniformes, Cyprinidae.